UCGGAGUUGCGCGGCGAAGUUCGGCUUCCUGAGCCGCGGUGGGCGUGGCCGCUGUAGGCUGCGAGCCAGGCUGGGAAAGCGGUGGUCGCUGAUUGGGUUGCUGGGGUUCGGUUGUUGCAGUCGCGCGCGAUGUUCUUCUCCGAGGCCAGAGCCAGGUCGCGGACGUGGGAAGCAAGUCCCUCGGAACACAGGAAGUGGGUGGAAGUAUUUAAAGCAUGUGAUGAAGAUCACAAAGGAUAUCUCAGCAGAGAGGACUUUAAAAUUGCUGUUGUAAUGCUGUUUGGGUACAAGCCCUCCAAGGUAGAAGUGGAUUCUGUGAUGUCUUCAAUAAAUCCAAAUACUUCUGGUAUAUUACUCGAGGGGUUUUUAAAUAUUGUCAGGAAAAAGAAGGAAGCUCAACGAUAUCGGAAUGAAGUAAGACACAUCUUCACAGCCUUUGACACGUACUAUCGUGGAUUUUUAACUUUGGAAGAUUUCAAAAAAGCAUUUAGGCAGGUGGCUCCCAAAUUACCAGAAAGGACUGUUCUUGAGGUAUUCAGUGAAAGGAUUCAAUGCAAAACCAGCACAGGGAAGGGUACAUGGGGUGAAGUCCAGGAGAAACCAGAUGCCAGUUUCCCAUUGUUCCCCUCCAGUGGAGUCACAGAGAACACAAUUCCCCAACAAGGCCUAAGGAUUUUCAGCAAGUGUUUACUCUGCCAUGUUGACCAGAAGUCUAAUAACCGCUCCUCCGGCCUCUUAGCAGCUGACUCCAUCAUUCAGGCACGCCCCUCACCUGUGCAGAUUCUCAGCUCCAGGAUUCUGCCUUUGCCCCCAACAAUCUACUUCAGGUCUCUUCUCCACCCAAUAAAUAAGUCCAGCAAUGAUCCUUGUGAAAUGUACAUCAGGAGGGGCCUUCUCAUCUCACCUAUGAUAGGGGCAAUGUAAAAUGGUACAGCCACUUUGGAAGACAGUUUGGCAGUUUCUUACGAAGCUAAACAUAGUCUUACCACAUGACCCUGCAAUCAAGCUCCUAGGUAGUUGCCCAACUGGUUUGAAAAUUCCAUCCACACAACAACUUGCAUAUGAAUGUUUAUAGAAGCUUUCUUCAUCAUCACCAAAAACUAGAAGCAACCAAGAUAUGUUCUUAAGAGGUGAAUGGAUCUUCUACAAAAUACCUGACCAAUCCUCCUCAAAACUGUCCAGCCCAUCAAAAACAAAGAAAGCCUAAGAAACUCCAAGAGGACGCCAGGCGCAGUGGCUCACGCUUGUAAUCCCAGCACUUUGGGAGGCCGAGGCAGGCGGAUCACGAGGUCAGGAGAUCGAGACCACAGUGAAACCGCGUCUCUACUAAAAAUACAAAAAAAUUAGCCGGGCGUGGUGGCAGGCGCCUAUAGUCCCAGCUACUUGGAGAGGCUGAGGCAGGAGAAUGGCGUGAACCCGGGAGGCAGAGCUUGCAGUGAGCCGAGAUUGCGCCACUGCACUCGAGCCUGGGCGACAGGGCGAGACUCCGUCUCAAAAAAAAAAAAAAAAAAAAACUCCAAGAGGAACCUCUGGAGCCAUGGUGACUAAAUGUAAUGCAAUAGCCUAGAUGGGAUCCUAGAACAGGAAAAGGACAUUAUGGGAAACCCAGGAAAUCUGAAUAAAGUAUGAACUUUAGUUAAUAAUGUACCAGCAUUAGCUCUUUAAUUGCAGCAUAUGUAUCAUGCACAUACAAUGUUCAUAAUAGGGAAAACCGAGUGCGUGAUAUAUAUUAAUUUCUAUACUAUCUUAAUUUUUCUGUAAACCUAAAACUGUUCUAAAGUAAAAAGUUUUUUUUAAAAAUUCAGAUCUGGCCGGGCGCAGUGGCUCACGUCUGUAAUCCUAGCACUUCGGGAGGCCGAGGCGGGCGGAUCACCUGAGGUCGGGAGUUCAAGGCCAGCCUGACCAACAUGGAGAAACCCCCGUCUCUACUAAAAAUACAAAAAAUUAGCCGGAUGUGGUGGUGCAUGCCUGUAGUCCCAGCUACUCAGGAGGCUGAGGUAGGAGAAUCGCUUGAACCCGGGAGGCAGAGGUUGUGAUGAGCCGAGAUCAUGCCACUGCACUCCAGCCUGGGCAACAAGAGCGAAACUCCAUCUCAAAAAAAAAAAAAUCCGAUCUUACUUUACGGUGGAACUUCUAUACCUUUCCACUAUUUAAAUUUAUAAUAAAAGUUGAAGGUGUCAAUUAAAAAUAUGGAAAAAGGAGUACAUUUCAGAAUAAUGUUAUGUAAUACUUAGCAAAAAACGUGUGUAAAGCACCACUUACGUCACUUUUUUUUUUUUGUCUGUGAAACAGAGUUUCACUUCUUCUGUCCAGGCUGGAGUGCAGUGGCGCGAUCUCUGCUCACCGCAACCUCCGCUCCUGGGUUCAAGCAAUUCUCCUGCCUCAGCCUCCUGAGUAGCUGGGAUUACAGGCAUGCUCCACCGCGCCCAGCUAAUUCUGUAUUUUUAGCAGAGAUGGGGUUUCAUCAUGUUGCCCAGUCUGGUCCCGAACUCCUGAGCUCAGACGAUCCACCCUCCUCAGCCUCCCAAAGUGCUGGGAUUACAGGCUUGAGCCACCGCGCCCGGCCACUUACAGCACCUUUAUAGGACCCUCUGACUGCACCCUCAACGAUGGCCUCCCUAAUGUGGUCAGGCCUUUGCCGUAGGGAAGUGUGUUCACAGCCUCUUAUAUGACUUGGAUUGGUUUCUGACAAAGAAGAGACCUCAUAUAUUUUAAAGUAUUUUUGACUUGCAUUUUGAAAACAUUCAAAAAAAGAAAGUCUCCAGCUUUCUAUUAUACUGCUUUCAAUAUACAUUUCCAGGAAAGAAAUCCCUUAGCUUUGGAUCUAUUGAAAAGAAAGGCCUUUCUACUUCUUUUGAACUUGGUAAUUUCUCACAGUGCUGAGAAAACUGUAAGGUGCCAUCCACCCAUAAGGUGUAGUUCCUAGAUUCGCCCUGCAGCAGGUCUCCAAAGGGCUGCUAAUGAGUGGCGCACACCCGCAUGCUGGGAGGAGCCCUCCCCCUGUUCUCUCUGCAGUCCUGGUGGCUUGGCCUCAGCUUGGCACUGAGUCAUAGCCUUGGAAAACCAGCAUGGUCAUUGUGAGAUUACUCAGGGACUAAUGUGAUUUUACAAAGUUCAUGUUUUCUACAUUAAAGUUGUAAUGGUUAACAAGCCUAAUUCUUCCUUUAAGCUUUUACUUUAUAGACAGAUCCUAUUCUUCUAUUUAUAAAUCCAGAAAAUUGUAUGAAUCACUCUAAGGUGUCUUUCAUAAUUCUGUUACAUUUCCAUACAUUUUACCUGCAUGUAUAAAAUAUAUAUUCAGUUAUUUUUCUAUAUUAGGGUUCUCUAUAGGGACAGGACUAAUAGGAUAUAUGUAUAUACAAAGGGGAGUUUAUUAAGGAGAAUUGAUUCACAUGAUCACAAGGAGAAGUCCCACGAUAGGCCGUCCGCAAGUUGAGGAGCAAGGAAGCUGGUCAUGGCUCAGUCCGAGUACCAAAACCUCAAAAGUAGGGAAACCAACAGUGCAGCCUUCAGUUUAUGGCCAAAGGCCCGAGAGCCACUGGUGAAAAAGCUGAAGAACUUGGAGUCUGAUGUUCCAAGGAGGGCAGGAAGCAUCCAGCACGGGAGAAAGAUGAAGACCAGAAGACCCAGCAAGUCGGCUUCCCCCACCUUCUUCUGCCUGCUUUAUUCCAGCCGUGCUGGCAGUUGAUUGGAUGGUGCCCACCACGUUGAGGGUGGGUCUGCCUCUCCCAGUCCACUGACUCAAAUGUUAAUCUCCUUUGGCAACACCCUCACAGACACACCCAGGAACAAUACUUUGCAUCCUUCAAUCCAGUCAAGUUGACACUUAAUAUUAACCAUCACACUUUAUUUGAUUGAUCUUUUUAGGAAUUUAUCAAUUUCAUUAACCUUUUCAAAAUGCCAACUUUUGGUCUUGUUGCUUUUCUUUUCUGUUUGUCUUCUGUUUCAUUAUUUCUGCUCUUAAUUAUUAUUAUUUCCUUUCUUUUUUGCUCUUUGUUUUUUCGCUGCUUGAGAAAUUAAGAUCAUUGACUUCCAGUAUUUGUUUUCUAAUAUAUAUAUUUAAGGUUAUAAAUUUCCAGUGAGUACUGCUUUAGCUGCAUCUCAGAAGUUUUUAUACAUUUUAUCUUCUUUAUAAUUAUAAAACAUAUUUUCUAAUUUCUGUUGUGAUUGCUUCUUUGACACGUGCGCUGUUCAGAAAUGAAA
Molecule: messenger RNA, 4203 nt
Organism: Symphalangus syndactylus (siamang)
Lineage: Eukaryota; Metazoa; Chordata; Mammalia; Primates; Hylobatidae
Gene: EFCAB11
Product: EF-hand calcium binding domain 11
Molecular function (GO): calcium ion binding
Source: RefSeq, a predicted model, not a curated record